ACGAUGACGCGCAGAUACAGCGCCGCCGGCACAGUUCACGUAGAACAUAUCAGCAAGUGGAACAGAUUGAAGACGCUUGACAUUGCUUAUGUUUUAAUACGAUUUCUAUCAGGUGCUUGAAGGAACAUACACAAUAGUUGUAUUAAUAAUUGCUGUCUGUUGGGUUUGAAAUCCCGAUUAGUUGAGCUUUUUAAAAACCAGAGGAACUGUAUGUCCAGACCGCGGGAAAUUGUCGGGACUUCCUGUGUAGUGAAGUCUUGGCGCGACAUUGCGGCCGUAAACAACGAGAGGUACUACAUCAAUAUACACAAACAAGUUUUUCACCUGGCAGCACUUCUUGACAAACCUAGAUACUUGAAACAAUGGCUAACCCUGACAUCAGUGAUGCCUCCAGAUUGUUGUUACCUGAGGUCAGUGAAGAUUCUGUGGAUAUCUACGAUGAUCUGGAUGUCUGUUUUAACAUUGAUGCAGGGAAGACCCCUCAAGAGUCAAUGGACCUUUAUGAAGAAAUUGUCACAGAGGAACAGCUCAUAAAAGAGUCAUCCUAUGCAGAGUUGAAAUCCAGAUUCGAAGCAGCCCAAAACCAAAUUAAAGAGUUGCAUAGGAGACUGGAAGAGAUGGAGACUAAGAACACAAGGCUAAACACUGAAAAUUGUAGUCUCAAAAAGAACAUCUCAGCACUUUUUCGAACAGCUAAACAGGAGGUGACACGGAAAGAUGCUGAGAUUCUGAGGUUAAAUCUAGGGUCAGUGAAAGGACAUAAUAUUUACACAAAUAAUCUGCCAGAUCGAAACUUAAGCAGUAGACCACUCGCCUCCAGUCCUCCGCCUCCUUCAACCAAUCAUCCACCUGCCAGGGAAAAUUAUCCUCCAAAGCAUUCAUGCCAUCUCUCAAAGAAAGAAAACAAUAAUUGCAUAAACCGGCCCACUAUCUCCUCUACUGAGACAAGAGCUUCUAAAGAGUCAUCUGCCUGUCAUUCAAAAAGCUUAUCAAUCCUACAAAAUGAGUCGGACAAGCAUAAGUUGAAGCACAGAGAGGAAAAAUAUCAAUGUCUUAGACAAUCUCAAAGUCCUUCUGAAGUUUGGAGACAAAGAAGUGGAUCAGAUUCUAACAAGGACAGUUCUGCCCCUGACAAAACCAGGUCUCAUAAAGUUGACAAUGAUGCAAGACGAAACUAUAACUCUAGGACAUGCUUAAGUAGGACCUAUCCAAAUGCUGAGGGUCACCACAAAGUUGACAGGGCAAAAAGCCCUUGUCAAGAUAUUUUAGACAGUACUGUGAGAACAGGAAGAAGUCGAGAGCUUAAAAAAGACAACGACAACUCUGAAUAUGGUGGUGCUUACAGCUCAAAAGAACAUCAUAGUAGUAGAAAAAGUUACAGAUGUGACAGAGGUUCUAACUCCAAGGUUAAAAAAAGGUCCUCCUCAAAUCAAAAGAGAUACAGGGAUUCCUCCAAAGACAGGGAAGGAGCGCGAUUUUCAAAGAAUUAUCAAAAGGCAGAGAAACGACAUGAAGAGAAAGUCGGAAAGUAUAGGAGGAAAAGUCUGUCAGAGACCAGCAGAGAAAGUCGGAGACAGAGCACAAAAAAAUUGGAAAAAAGUGAUAUACAUGACUCUAGUAAAGAUAAACAGAAAAAUAAACGUGGGAUUUCAGAGAGAUCCUCUAACAAUAAAAUCUUCAAGAAAGGCUCUACAGAGGGAAAUGCUCCUAAUAAGAAAUUGUGUUUUAUGGAAACACUGAAUCUGACACUUUCUCCCAUUAAAAAGUCAACAGUCUCCAUUGAUGAACAGCAUGAACCAGCAGGAGACAUGGUUCAUCAUCAAUCAGAUGAUGAGAAUUCACAGCCCAAUGUUGAGGACAUGUGUAUAAUUGAUGAAAUAGGGAGUGGUCAGUCAGAAGGUGUUCCAGAGCUGACUUCAGACAUCCCUGCACACACAGGCAAGAGCUGUGAGUCUGCGAAAGAUUUCCAAAAAGACACAAAUAACUACAAUAAAAAAGAAGUUGAAAAAACGCUUGAAGAUACUUCAGUUAAAACAACUUUGGCACAUACGCAAUCCCUAGACAUGGGACAGAAUUAUAUCACAGACCCCACACUAAAGUCUCAACAGAGUAGUUUUAUCAAACCACAAAAUCAAGAAAACAGAAUGGAGCUGACCUCAGAGAACGAGCAAGUUCAAUCUGCACCAUUGGAAGCUACAAGUAGUAUAAACAACACAUUUAGAAGCAUGUCCAAACCGCACACAAGCAGCUCUUCAGAACAGGGUUAUCUUGUUAUCAGUGGAGAUCAGCCUGUUGCCAUUAUUGAAACUUUUGUGCUCAAAUCAAGGGAGGAGAAACUUCCUAAAACCACAGUAUGGACAAGCCUUCCUGUGAAUGCAGUUGAGGAUGGUCCAAACAAUUCACCCUCAAGGAAGAAUCCUGUUAAUGAGGAUGUCUCUGGCUGUUUCAAAAGUCAGUGCAUGCCUUCUGAUGAUUUACCCCAGAGUUGUCAACAAGGAUUAUCAGCCUUAUUUAGGCCUGUUUACAGAAAAACGCUUUGUCAUAAGCAAUGUGAUCCUAAAGAGACAGAGACUGUAUCCAGUACAAUAAGCAUGGCAUCAUUUCCACAAGAAGGUCUAAGUCUACCUGAGGCUAUUCAUGUUUUAACAGAGGAAACUGAAGUUGUUGGUGAUAGUCUUGCACAUAAGCUAAGUUCUUCCACUUCCUGUACUGGCGUGUCCAAAGUCAGCAGUACGACAGAAGAUUUGGUAGUGCCAAAAAAUCACAUGUCAAAGUGCAGUGAGCUCAACGUCACACAGAACUACUACAAUCUGGCAAAGAGCUAUGAGAAUAAUGUUGAACCUUCUACUUCAGUGCUGGUACUUCAUGAUGAAGAUUCAAUGAUCCGCACACUGAACAACUUGAAGAGAUUCCCUGAUGCUAUAAGUCCCCUGAAGAGCCCUAUUCGGAUAACCAAAACCAAACAAAGUCAUCUCCAUAAUCAAGGCAACCCUGAUGAUGUCAAGAGUCUUCAAACUGAUUUCUCCGACACAGCCAAUGGAGCGAACUCAAAAAAGUUGGAAGUAAACAAAGAAAACAAAUAUCCAGGUUCUACUGCAGACAGCGACAUGCAUGUGGUUGACGAGGCCACGGACCAUUUUUUAAGUUUCUCGGACACUGACAUGGAGGAAGGUGAAAUUUUAAGUGAAAGUGAGGAGUCAGUUCCAGAUUAUCCAGUUCUUACAACUAAGCUGGCAAUGUUGUCACCACCAGCCACAAACAAACCAAAUCGCAAGACUACAGUAAAGAGAAAGACUGAAGAUUACAAUCUGAUCUUAAAAGAAACCCCAGGUGAAUCAACACAAAGUCCAAAGAGUCGCUUUAAAACAGUUUGCCCUGCAGCAACUAAGUUUUCCUUUUCCAACAUAGAUGAAAUAAUGGAGACAUUUAAGUUGGUUCGGCGUGAGAUCCGAAAAAAGUACAUGAAGCUACAUAAAACCUUUCCCAAAAAGAGCUUCUAUGGCAUGAUGGACAAUUUUCAGAAGUCUUUUUUAGAGUUUGUGGAGGGCGCCCAAUUUGGCAAAAUUUGCAGUCAGGCAGAGGAGCUGAAGUCUAGAUUGAAGAAACUGAUUACCUCUGUUUUUAGCAAAGUAGCUAAUAAUGGAAUUGUGAAACGCAUAUUUGAACAGCAGGCAACUGAUUUGAAGCAGAAGUUGUGGGACUUUGUGGAUGUUCAAGUUGAGUAUUUGUUUAAGGAUAUUAACACAACACUCAAGUGCCUUUGCAAACCAGCAAGUCCUCAAGCUAAGGAUGUGAGUUCAAAUUGGAAUGAGAACAUGUCCACACAACCUCCUGUAAAGAAAGAAUUUCAGUCUGCUUCACCCAUCUCGGGUCAAGUCAAGACUUCUGCUGUGGUGCCUUACAGGACAGGUCUUGGAAGCAGAGGCAAAGAUAUCCGGAUGACACACAUGGAAAACCCCACAAGUUCUGAUCCAAGUCCAUCAGAUAUCCAAAAGACUCAAACUAAAAUUGAUAUCCAUUCUACUAAAAAUAUCCCUCCCACGCCAGAGCAAAACAACCUAGUUUCUUUGAUUGUCUCUCAGAAUAACUCCUUGAAUGACAAAACUGACUUUAACAUACUCACAGAACAGCAAGCCUCCAGUUUAACGUUCAACUUGGUAAGAGACUCUCAAAUGGGGGAAAUCUUCAAAUGUCUCCUGCAAGGAUCUGAUUUACUAGAAUCUAGUGGCAUCACAGGAGACUACACAGCAUGGCCUCUCAGCACACCAAGAAAGGAUGGAGAGAGACUCAUCAGCAUCACCACGCCAACUAAAUUUCACUCUCCGUCUAAGUUUUUUCCCGUGAACAAAUUUAAUUCCCCCUCCAAACUUAUUGCUACUUGGUCAAGCAUUUCACCUCGCAAUAUGCCAUCUCCCAGAUCCAAUGAUCCAGUCGCAUUGAAUCCAGCUUUAUUUGAUGAAAGUUGCUUGUUAGAAGUACCGUCAGAGAACAGCGUGCCUCUGCAGAAGUCUCAUUAUGUUCUUGCUGAAGAUCUGGCAGUGUCUCUCACCAUUCCUUCACCCCUUAAAUCGGAUAGUCACCUCAGUUUCUUACAGCCUGCAAGCAUCCACAGAAUGUCCACUCCAGAUAGCGUCAUCAGCGCUCACAUAAGCGAGGAUGCUCUCCUCGACAAUGAGGAUAUUACAGAACAGGACAUCCACCUUACCCUUGACACAGACAAUUCUAGCUGUGGCUCGAUCAGCAGUGUGGCCUCUGUGCCAUGUUUAACAUCUUUUAUGUUCCAGCCUGAUAAGCCCAUGCAGGCUCUUGUGAUGGAGAAAUCUAAUGACCACUUCAUUGUGAAAAUUCGUCAGGCAGAGCUGGCUGACGUCCCUCUCGUUUCUGAUGACAGUUUAAGUAAAACAUUUGGAGCAGAAAACAUGAUUCCAGACAGUCUUAAAGAAAGUCAAACAGUAACUGUUUUUCAAAGUGGUAGCAGUCCUUCAGAUUCGAUCCCAUCAGUACAGCAUGAUUUAGCUAAGAUCUCUGGGCUGAGUCUUGCCAUCACUCAAGAAAAGUGCUCAAUAAAAGAUCUGCUUUGCCAAAAUGAAGUGACAAUAACUCACCAAAAUAUCUCAAAGAUUAGCAUUUCAGAGGAGUUGCAGCCUCUGAAUGAUCAGCCUUCACGUAAUACUUUGAACACUGAUUCUCAAAACUCUCAUUCUGUGUGUUACCAGUUUAGCAAAAUAACAGACAAAAAGGAUGUCACACUUAUGACUGAUGAAUUUGAAACAGAUGCACACCACAGAGGAGAAAACCCCAAAACUCAGAAAAGCUCUUUUAAACCUGUGACUAGUGCCCCUGACAAUAACCCACAUCUACCAGCUGAAAGCUGUAAAAGCAACCAGAGGAGUAAAGAUUCACUGAAACAAAGUUCAGACUUGGCAAGAGAGGAUAAAGAGGCAUCAAAGUGUGAAAGAAAUCUCGUCAUUGAGAGCACAAGCUGUACACCAGAAACAGAAGAGAGCGGUGGUGAAAAUGCUAGAAAACGGAAAAAGCAUCAAGAAAAAUCCAAGGCAAAGCGGUGCAAAAAGGAGGCAAAGAGAACAGAAGCACCUGUGUCCACAAAAGACAAUAACGAGUCCAGCUCUUCCUCAGCUCAUCUUUCCACUAACAGUCUAUCUGCCAGGAAUGUUAUCAGGAAGAAAGGCGAGGUGGUCAUGGCCUGGACAAGAGAUGAAGAUCGAGCUAUUCUGAUUGACCUAAAGAAGAAGGGUCCUUCACGUGAGACAUUCUCUGCGUUGUCGGAGAAACUAAAAAAGCCAACGGGGCAGAUUGCUCACAGGUUUUACCAACUCAUGAAGCUCUUCAAGAAGCAAGAGAAAGUCUGAUACCUGAAAUGCUACAAUUGUUGCUAUAUAUGUUUCUUGUACUACAGCAGCCACCAUGAUAUUCAGCACAAACAGGCUUGUAGACUGCUGUUCAUGUGAAACACUGGAGCAACAUGUUUUCCCAUAUUGGCUAUUAUUUCUAUAAAUGUCUGAGCAAAGAAAAGAAAGGUUUGUAAGGCAUUGCCUUUCAUACUGUGUGACAAGUGUGAACCAUGAGAAUUCAGCAAUGUUGAUUGUCCAGAUAGAGUGGGAAAAAAAGCUAGUCCUGAAUAUAUUCAGUUUUUGAUUUGACUUUUUGAGUAUUUAACAAUUCACAAUGCAGUUUUUUUUUCACUGCAGACUCUGGAAAUAUACUGAUAGCUAUGCUACAUGUAUUUUCAGUUUAAAGUGUGCUCCAAGUGACAUUUUCAUCUCCUAAAAAUAGCAGACACUUGCUGAAAAGAGUGUGAAGCCUCUUCCAUUGGUAGACCCUGAGUAAAUGGACUGACAUCUGUAUGUGAUUAGUUUUUUUUGUUUGUUUGUUUCAGGGGUUUUGCCUGUUUUUAGUGUGUAUGAUUGUGUCUGUGUGUGGGAGAAUGUGUGUGAAGAGUGAAAUAUAAGAUUGGUCAAAUCUUUCCUAUACACUAACAGGAGUUGUUAAGUACAUUUUAUCUUGGUUAAGGCAAAUUGAAAUAUCUGAAGCUAGACAUUUGUUUGUUGAUUGCUCAUUAAAAGCACCUGACACAGUACUGUACAUAAUUAUUUUUUGAAAAUAAAGCUCUAUUUAUUCAUG
Molecule: messenger RNA, 6642 nt
Organism: Betta splendens (Siamese fighting fish)
Lineage: Eukaryota; Metazoa; Chordata; Actinopteri; Anabantiformes; Osphronemidae
Gene: casp8ap2
Product: caspase 8 associated protein 2
Exons: 10
Coding region: 363-5870 (1835 amino acids)
Biological process (GO): Fas signaling pathway; extrinsic apoptotic signaling pathway via death domain receptors
Cellular component (GO): PML body; mitochondrion
Molecular function (GO): transcription corepressor activity
Source: RefSeq, a predicted model, not a curated record